GUAAACUUGAAAACAAAAAAGAAAUUUUGUUUUUAUUUUCUUAAUUAAGCUUUAUUUCUGAAUAAAUGAGACUUUACGUCGAAUCACCUAGAUUUUCUACUUGAUACGGACGCACUUAAGGCUUUUAUCUUUGGAUUAAAGUAUGCAGAAUCAUGUCAGAGUUACCAACUGAUAUCAGCAAAGGGAGUAAAAGUGAGGCUUAUAACAAGGAUGAGCCCUCUGUUGUCUUUAAAAAAUUACAACACAAAGAAAAUGAGAAAGAAAAGGCACCCCCAUUUGUUAACCCCAUAGAUAUUACAGACUGUCAUGGAAAUACCAAUAUGGAUGCGAAUCGACAAACACCACAGAAAAGAUUCACAAAUGUUGAGCAAAAGACUCCGUCAAAAUCAUUUAGAAGGUCGCAAUCUAAAACUCCAAGAAAAUCUUUUCAACAAAAGUCACCUGCAAAGAGCACACAAAAAACACCCAAAAAGUCUGUCACUCCUUCAAAGGGAAAAUCAUCGGCUCAUGCUAAUAAACGACUGAUUGGUGCUGAAGUUUCUACUGAGGAUCAAACUCCAACAAAAAGGCCCAGGACAAAUAUUUCAAACAAAAAUGAAAAUAAUAAAGAAAGUGAAUGUCUAGAUGCAAAUGAGGCCACAGUAGAUGAGUCUUUGGAAAAGAAAGCACGUAAAAUCAACAUGACUGCCAAAAAUGUAAAAUCUGUGAUUCAUCAUGUGCUUACUAACGAGCUGGUGCUCAAUAUGUUCAAGAAUGUUUUAAGAUCGGAAGAAGAUGAGACUGGUCCACAGGUGGAAGAAAACACCAGUCAAAGCUUCAUACCAGAAAAUUUGGACUGUGUGCCCAAAAUGACAAGGGCCAAAGUAAAGCAUAUUUUAGAAAAAAUUUGUGCCCAGUCACCAAUGAAAAUAACAAAAGGCGGUCCCAGCAUACUAGAUGUUGAGUUUGCUGAAGAGGAAGAUGAUGAUGAAUAUAACCCUGAGAAAGAUGAGGAGUGCCAUGACAGUGAUGAUGAUGAAAGUGUCACUUCUUCAAGAAUGAGUGAUUUUGGUUCACCUUAUCCCAAUACUCCAUCAACACCAGUUAUAAGGCAAAGUGAUCUUUAUAAUAUGUCGAGCACACCUAUCCAGUAUCCAUCUUGCUCCUUCACAAACAGUGGAACACCCAAGAAUUUGGCUGCUGCUUUCUCAGCUAGUUCCAGUACACCUAGUGAAUUAGAGCAAGAAGGGGUGGAUACUAUUGCUCUCCGCACCCGCUCCAAAUUACCUUUAACAAGUACAACCAUCACAGAAAUAGAGAGUGCAUUUGUGGCCCCUGAUAUUACACCAGAUUUGUAUCAUACAAAUUAUGAAGACCCUGAAUAUUACCAGUUUCUGUCUAACCUUUACAAACCUGCAGAUGAAACUAUAACAGAUGAUGAUGCUGAUGCCAAUGACCCAGAGUUUAACUACUUUGCUGAAGCCGAAAGAGAAAAGCCAGACGCUGAAGAUUUUAGAGUUGAUAAGUUCACGCAGAUUCCAAAAAAAGAGCUGCUCCACCUUCUAGAUGGUCUUGAAGAGUUGUUUGAGGAUGAAGUCUUGCCCCACCAGGCCAUGGCCAGUGCCAGUGAGAUGAAUGUUAACACAAUAGGAGAAGCCAGCAUGCAGGAUAGCAUCCAAGCCAGCCAAAUGAGCCAGCCAGCAUCUAAUGCAUGUAACUUAGUGGCUGAAUUCAAAACACCAAGUGCCCCGCCAUGCUUAGAUCCAGUUCAAGAGUUUAAGACACCAAAUGCCCCAUCAAGUCUGAGUUACAUCCAAGCUCAAAGUUAUGAAGAAUCACCAGGCAGUACGAAUAACUACCUCGAUCCUCCAGCCCAAGUCAACGUAAUAAAUUAUAACAGUUUCACUGAAAUGCCAUAUGAAGAAGUAGCUGUUUCUCAUGAACAUAGAGCGUUAAUUGAAGAUAACAUGAGAAAGCAUAUCCAACUACUGGCUCAGAGUUACAUAUUAUUUCAUGGUAAGAAUCUGGAGUCAUCACUGGACAGUGUACCAAUGGAGUUGUUGAAUGAGCUGAAAAAUUUGAGAGAGCAGUCCCCAGCUGGCCAGAAAAGUGUUUUUAAUGUCUGUAAUCUCAACCCAGCCCUGGAGCUUUUGGAGAACUCUUCUUUGUUUGAAGAUGCUAAUACUGAUAUACACAUUUCAACUAACAAAAAUGCAUGUGGACUGACAAAUACCCAACAGUUAGCUAUCUUCAACAGUCCUGCUUUUGUUUACCCUUUCCUGCUUCCUUCACUGAAGAAGAAUGUUAAGACAGAUCGGAAGUAUAAUAAAUUUCUUCAAAGUGAAGACAACUUGAUAGCUCUUGGCCUGGAGCAGUUCCAGCACUGUAAAAAUAUCCUGCCAGUUCAGUUAAUACAGAAUUUGCUGAUCAGAGGCAAGGACUCAAAUAAAAUUCAUUUCCGCAUUCAGUUCAUGUCUUCCCAAAAAGUUGGAGAUAAUGCAAUCAAGUGUGUAAAAAAAACUGGCAAAUUACCUGAUAAUUUCCCCAAGCCUGUGGUAGACACAUUUUAUCCCCAGCCACCUAGGGAUCAAUUCUCUGUUCACUUGCCUGGUUGGUGCUUGGCUUUGAGAGAUAAGAUGAAUAAAUCUUCAGUUACAAAUGCAACUUUACAACCUUCAGUAUCAUCUGAAGCUGGUCAGGCAGUAAUAGUUGCCAAGCAACCAAUAGCUGUACUAGAACAAAAUAAAUUUAGCAGCAGCUUACAAAAAACUGCAUCUACAAGCAAAAGAGGCAGAACAAAAAACAAGCUAAAGAGCAUAACACCCCAAGCCAUGCAGCAAACUGAUAGCAGAAUUCCAGGUUUGUCCACCUUUAUCUUGCCCAGUUCCAUGGCACCAGUCUCAGGAAUCUUCAUCCAGUUUGGUAACUCUGCCAAACCCCUCCCAUUUAUCUCUCCAUCGGUACCAGGAACCCCUGUCCACUCAGCACCUGGCUUAUCAACAGCUGAAACAGCAUCAAAAUCAAGAAUCACGACGGAAACUAUUUCAUCUGACAGCGCUUGCAGUAACCCAGGAAAUUGGAAAUCAUACUCUAACACUGUAGCUACUCAAACAUUGGAGCCGUCUUCACCAGAUAUCCUUGCUAAAUCUAUGCUUUCUUGUGGCAUUGCGGAAUCCCCAAUCUGCCCAUCUCCAUCCAACGCUGUUAACCCUUCUAUGGAACCAUGCUCUACAUCAACUCCGACCCCUUCAAGUUCGUGUCUUAAAAAUAAUAUCGUCCGGAAUCUCAACUCAGCGUUUGAUGCUGCCAACAAUUCGCCGGCCGUAAGUGUUCGCUCACCGGCGCUCAGCAUCAUCAACCACAGUGAGGCUAGCUCGCAAACUUUAUCAGAGCAACCCAUCCCUAAAGACAAUGCCAACCGCAAUAAAUCCUCAGAGACUGACAUGGAGGUCACGUUGACCUCGGAGAAUGUCAACACAAGUCAGAGUGGUCUCACACAGGAAGUGACGUCAGAUACUGACACCAUGUUAGUUGUAGACACCAGCUGUGACAUGGCUUCUCAGGAAUCAGUGUCGAACAAUGUUGUCACUGAUAAGAAAUCCACCAGUUCAUCAGUACAGUUAGAUAACAAUACACCAGUUUUACCUGUAGAGACAAACUUUAAUACAGAGUCUAGAGUUAUUGUUGAUGUAUGUUUACAAGAACCUGGGACAAGUAGUAAUGUUUUAACUAAUAAAGAAUGCACAGUUGUCAGUGAUGAAGAGGUGAAUUCUGGAGGACACUCAAAUCCUGUGAGUGACCAGGAAGCUUCUCCUGAGAAAAAAAAGACUAUCAGAACACCUUCCCCCAAAAAAGUAGUCAGCCACACUCCUACCAAACUCCGACCUUUGGCACCUAAACAGGACACACCAAACAAGACCAGCACACCAUAUGUCCCACUGCCCAAAAUCAGCCCCAGAAGGCUAGAGCUCAACAAACAAGUUCGUCAGAUAUUGCCGAAGUCUUUCAUCUUUGAGCCCAAGUCACCGUCGCCCACCAAAGCUGCGGCGCUGAUGCUGAAGAGGAAGGCCGCAAUGGUCUGCCAGAGACAGAGCCCCAUCAAGAUUCUACCCAAACAGCUGCCAUCAGCUGAAUCUCCGUCCAAAACCAGGUCAAGGGUCAUCCUCACGCCAUCCAGAAUGUACACCAGAUCCCAACAUACAAAAACCAAAAAUGCAGUUGAGAAAAGUAGCCAGGAUGAAAGCAAGUACAAGAAACAAGAUGAGACUCAGGGAAAAGAUGUGUCUGAUAGUGGAGCCAGUGAAAAAGAAGAAUCAGGGUUAUCACAGGAAGAAGAGGAGGAAGAAGAUGAUGUGUUUGGAGAAGAGAAUCAGCUAGACGACCUGAUGGCUGCAUGUACCACCAUAAGGUAUGAUCCCAAGAAGGGAAGUAACCAAGACACAGAUACAAAGAGCAAGGCCCAGAAGAAAAGAGAUAUCAGCUUAGCAAUGUUAGAUGCUGACAUUUUAGAGUGUGAUCCCAAGAAAGACGAACGUGACACAGAAUAUGCCCAGUAUUACUUCAACCGUGUGAAAGAUAAACUUAAGGAUGACCCAGGGCGUUUCAGAAAGUUUUUAACUUUGCUUCAUGACCUGAAUAAAGAUCAUGGGAACCCAAUAGAGCUGUAUGCAGACCUGGCCACACUAUUGUCUGACCACAGAGAACUUGUGGAUGACUUUGCUGGGUUUUUGCUCUCCUUCCAAGCUGUUGAGUGCCAGUGCUUUGUCUCCAGCAUGGAGUAUCAACAAAUUCGCAGUUUCCUACGACGUCUUGAGAUUUACUGUGGUACUUCAAACCAAAUGUACCAGCGUACAUUAAAAAUGAUGUCAAAGUGGCUCAACCUCAAUCAAGAUGCCCAGACAGACCCUACUCCCUUCAAAGAUCGGAUUGGGGCUGUGCUGCGUCAUGUGCCAGGUGUUAUGGAUGACCUGUUCUCUUACUUCUUUGAUGGCCCCUUUUAUGACAGCUGCUACCCAGAGGAUUUUGAAACAGUUGAGCUGGAUGAAGAUGACGACAUUGAUGAGCUUGACAAGUUUGAAGAGGUGGUCCUGCCUGAGGGCCGGGAGGACUACAACACCAAGCUGUGUCAGUGCCGGUGUCACGAGGACACACAGGAUGAGAAGUUGCUGAAGCGUAGUCGACACUGUGUGUCUUGUAGCCUGAAGAUGAUUGAUGGGCGGCCAGUGUUAAAGACCACCCACCAUGAUUACUUUGACGUGUCCAUAAUUUACCCAUUAGAAGAGAAGGAGAAGUUGGCCAAAGCUAAAAAAGAGGCCGCCCAGUUGGCCCUGGCCAAAGCCAGAGCCCAGAGACAGCUGAAGAAGAAGAACAAGAAGAAAAGGGACCUGGCUAAACUCAAGUCAAAGAGUGGGAGAAAGGAGAACAGAAAGAAGCCAUGUAAACUGGAGGACUUGUCUUCAGAUGCAGGUGUUUCAGACAGCGCUGACGGUGCUGUCUUGAGUGAUGUGAACACUGUCACAGAGCCAAUGGACCAGAACAGUUCUAACCCCGCACCACCACUCACUAAAGAGAAUCUAAGUCAAGGCUCACCUGAUUUAAAAAUGUCUGCUAGAAGGAUAAGUUUAAAAAGUGUGGCUGAGACAGGAUGUUCUCAGACCAAAUCAUGUGUAGCUGGAACUGACGGGUUUGAUGAUUCCCCAUUUCUUCAUACGUGCAUAGAAAAGGAGGGUGAGGUUUGUGUGACCUCUAGGACAUUGUUUACUGCAGCACCAUCUGCUGGUGUUAGAGCUAAACCUGUUUCAUCUACACAGCUGCUCAGUGACUCUCAGAGUAAUGCUGGGAACAGCCCUGCUCAAGGCAAUUUAAAAACUUCAUCAAGUAGUCUUUCAACACAAGGCAAUUUAAAAACUGUUGCUUCAUCAAGUAACCUUUCAUCACAAGGCAAUUUAAAAACUGUUGCUUCAUCAAGUAGCCUUUCAUCACAAGGCAAUUUAAAAACUGUUGCUUCGUCAAGUAGUCUUAUGCCUCAAGGAAAUUUAAAAACUGUUGCUUCAUCAAGCAGUCUUAUGCCUCAAGGAAAUUUAAAAACUGUUGCUUCAUCAAGCAGUCUUUUGCCUCAAGGCAAUUUAAAAACUGUUGCUUCAUCAAGUAGUCUUUCAACACAAGGCAAUUUAAAAACUGUUGCUUCAUCAAGUAAUCUUUCAACACAAGGCAAUUUAAAAACUGUAGCUUCAUCAAGUAGUCUUUCAACACAAGGCAAUUUAAAAACUGUUGCUUCAUCAAGUAAUCUUUCAACACAAGGCAAUUUAAAAACUGUAGCUUCAUCAAGUAGUCUUUCAACACAAGGCAAUUUAAAAACUGUUGCUUCAUCAAGUCGUCUUUUGCCUCAAGGCAAUUUAAAAACUGUUGCUUUGUCAAACAGUCUUAUGCCUCAAAGCAAUUUAAAAACUGUUGCUUUGUCAAAUAGUCAUUUGUCACAUGGGACCACAACACCAGCAACAUCUUCUACCUUGCUCAGUGGCGCUAGAGCAGAGGUCCCAUCACCAGCCACACCUUCAGUGUGUGUGCCACCUGACAGAGAAACACCUGAACCAGCGCCGCCCUCACCUGUGACACCAACAGUUUCUGAACCUUCCCAACCACCAGUGAAGAAACGCAAACCUGAUAAACCAAAGAAGAAAGAGCAGGUCUCAAAGAGAUCACAACCUUCAGAAAACAUGAACAUUGAGCUACAGAAAACUAGCCACCUUGGAGUUAAGCAAUCAACCCCCACACCACUCCUCACACACUCACAGCUAGCCCUAACAUCAUCCACAGCAAAACCCAAUGAAACAAAAAAGAAAUCCAAAUCUAAAAAUUCUCUGGAUUUCUCUUCAGAUCUUUUAGCAACUCAGUCUGGGUCUGUCCAACGUGCAUCAACACAGGAUAAGACUAUUUCAAACACUCCAUUGUAUAGCUCACAACUACCAAAUCUACCACAGCCUACCUCAGUGCAGCAACCUCAAAUUAUCUCCAGUCCUAGGUCUGUCAAAAGAAGAGAGAAAAAUAAAAAACCACCCAAAUCUGAAAUGAUAACGGCGAAUGCUACAACAUCCAAACCAGUCAGCCUGACCAAAUCUAAACAAACGAAACCAGCGCAAAAUACUGUACCCAGUCAAACUUCAUCACCACUUUAUAUACAGCCUUCAUUCCACAAUACCAGGGCAGCACCCACAUCUAUAAACCCAACCAGGUUCAGCAUACCCUCCGCAUUGAGUCCCCACAGCAUGCAGCUAACGCCAAGGACCAUGUCCUUCCAGCCCAACACCCCACAGAUUGUUGGCAUGAGGGUCCCUGUCAUGAUCAUGUUAGAGCCCCAGGUCACGCUGAGUGAGCCAGACAAGCCUAAAGUGGAAACAAAAAAGCGCACAAGAAAACCAAGAGAAACAAAAUCCACAAGCUCCCGCUCCAGAGCAAGAAAUGAUUCACAGAAAAAAAGUGUGGAGAGUUCUCUGGAUAAAAAUCAGAAAAACUCUGUGAUAUCAACAGAACCAACACAUUCUGUCAGCUUCUCCGCUGGUGUUACAUAUGUGACUAACUCUACUUGUCCCAAUCCUCUAUUGAACUCUUCACAAAAUUUACAGGGCUUUACAACUCAACCCAUCUUUACAACCAGCUCCCAGCAGCUAGCUGGAUUAUCAGGUUAUGUUGAAACAACCAGCUCCCAGCAGCUCGCUGGAUUAUCAAACUUUGUCCCAACAACCAGCUCCCAGCAGCUAGCUGGAUUAUCAAACUUUGUCCCAACAACAAGCUCCCAGCAGCUAGCUGGAUUAUCAGGUUAUGUUGCAACAACCAGCUCCCAGCAGCUAGCUGGAUUAUCAAACUUUGUCCCAACAACAAGCUCCCAGCAGCUAGCUGGAUUAUCAGGUUAUGUUGCAACAACCAGCUCCCAGCAGCUAGCUGGAUUAUCAAACUUUGUCCCAACAACAAGCUCCCAGCAGCUAGCUGGAUUAUCAGGUUAUGUUGCAACAACCAGCUCCCAGCAGCUAGCUGGAUUAUCAAACUUUGUCCCAACAACCAGCUCCCAGCAGCUAGCUGGAUUAUCAAACUUUGUCCCAACAACCAGCUCCCAGCAGCUAGCUGGAUUAUCAAACUUUGUCCCAACAACCAGCUCCCAGCAGCUAGCUGGAUUAUCAGACUUUGUCCCAACAAGCAGCUCCCAACAGCUAGCUGGAUUAUCGGACCCUGUCCCUGUAGUCACACUGACCUGCGCCUCCCCCCCACCUAACCCAGACAACAGUUUUGUACCUUCCAAUAUCAAUCAUGAACUCCACACCUCUGACACCUGCAGCCUUUUCCAUUUCUCUCCUGCAAAGUUCAAAGGAAGCAAAGUUCCAGAUAUAGUCCGGGCACAUCUAGAAAACCUCUCCUUUGGUGGUUUUGACGAGUCUCUUGACUUCACAGCCCAUAGUUUGGCCCACGCCAUUUCUCCCAACAAGCUUGGAGACACAAUGUCCAGGUUUGAUUUACUGGCUUAUUUAGAAAGUGUCAGCCAGUUCAACAAGGACACGGGGAUGAGCACGGUCACAACAUCGAGCGGUGAGAGCCGGCUUUCCUUCUCUGGGGUGUUGGCCGAAGUGAACAAAGGAAAAGUUGAAGAGAACAGACCGUCAGCUUCUGAAGCCAUUACCUCUCCUGCAGCUGGAGGUGUCUCUCAGUCUUCAGCUCUUCAGACACUGAGACAAAAAGACAUGCAGUCUGGCACUGGAGCACAUCACCGUGCUCAACCAACAACACAGGGCUAUGAAAGCACAGCGCAGGCAUCAGCACUGUGUGUUGACAGAGUGGAGUUCCAACGUCAUAACAGUGAAGAGUCACUAGCUAUGGAGGGUGAUUUGGACUGGACAGAACAUUGUGAUAGAACCAUCUUGAACGUAGUUACAGUUGAAGGCAUCACCAGUGAGUCUGUCAACAAAAUCCAUCUUUUGUUGCCAGAUAGAUCUGUUGAUGAGAUUACCUCAAGAGCUGAGCUGUUACUAAACAUGUUGCAAGAGAUGAGUGAGAGUGAUGCGGGCACUGAGGCAUCUUCAUGUGAUGAGUCUCGUAAUUAAUUAAACUUGUUUAAGCUGACAACUUUAUAAUUAAGUGUUAAUUAGUUCUAUGCAUCAGCUGCACCAUCAUAUCAUGCACAGUGUCAUAAGUAAUUCUUUCUUUUCUAUGAUGGGAGACAACUCUGUGUUCUCUCCCCUUGUUGAAUAUAUUCCUAAUUUUUAUCAAAAACAAUGUAAAUGUAAGUCAAAGAAUGUUCAUAGUGAUGUGUGUUAAUUUUUAAAAUCACCAGGAAGAAACUUGUUUGUAUAAUGAUUUGUUUUGUUUACACUUGUUUGUAAUUUGCUAACAUUUUUUCCACAACCCUGUUUUAUAAAUAAUUGAAAAUAGAAAAAAAUGU
Messenger RNA from Physella acuta, 9406 nucleotides. RefSeq names its product GON-4-like protein. Gene Ontology annotation, biological process: regulation of DNA-templated transcription. The record is from RefSeq and is a predicted model, not a curated record. Lineage: Eukaryota; Metazoa; Mollusca; Gastropoda; Physidae. Gene Ontology annotation, cellular component: nucleus. Gene Ontology annotation, molecular function: transcription coregulator activity.